This is a messenger RNA of Adineta steineri, 1131 nucleotides long. Lineage: Eukaryota; Metazoa; Rotifera; Eurotatoria; Adinetida; Adinetidae. The record is from the annotation of a GenBank genome assembly.
AUGGUUGAGAAAUUCGAUGAGAUGAAUUUACAUGAACCACUUCUACGUGGUAUUUAUGGUUACGGUUUUGAACAACCAUCUGCUAUUCAGCAGCGAGCAAUAAAGCCAUGUAUAUUAGGACAUGAUGUCAUAGCUCAAGCACAAUCAGGUACGGGCAAAACGGCUACAUUCAGUAUUUCGAUUUUACAACGCAUCGAUAUAAAUUUCAAAGAAACUCAAGCACUUAUUUUGGCUCCUACACGUGAAUUGGCUCAACAGAUACAAAAAGUCGUGUUAGCACUUGGUGAUUACAUGGGUGUAACAUGUUAUGCUUGUGUUGGAGGUACCAAGGUUCAAGAUGAUAUGAAGCGACUUGAAUCAGGUGUACAGAUUGUUGUUGGUACACCAGGUCGUGUCCAUGACAUGCUAAGUCGAUCGAUUCUUCGUCGUAAAAAUAUCAAAAUGCUUGUAUUAGACGAAGCUGAUGAAAUGCUUAAAGAAGGUUUUAAAGAACAAAUUUAUAAUAUCUUCGUGAUGAUGCCAGAAGAUAUUCAAACUAUUCUUAUAUCGGCUACUAUGGCCACCGAGAUUCUUAAUGUAACAAAACGAUUCAUGGAGAAUCCAAUUAAAAUUCUUGUUAAAAAAGAAGAAUUGACACUCGAAGGUAUUCGACAAUUUUAUAUUAAUGUAGAACGUGAAAAUAAUAAAUUGGAUACACUUUGUGAUCUUUAUGAGACAAUGUCGAUUACAAAGGCUGUUAUCUUUUGCAACACCCGUCGAAAAGUCGAAUUUUUAACGGAAAAAUUAAGCGCACGCGAUUUUACUGUUUCAGCUAUGUGUGGUAAUAUGGAUCAGAAAGAUCGUGAAACUAUUAUGAAAGAAUUUCGUUCUGGUUCCAGUCGAAUAUUAAUUGCAACCGAUUUGUUAGCACGUGGUAUCGAUGUUCAACAAGUCAAUAUUGUCAUUAAUUAUGAUUUACCAAACAAUCGUGAAAAUUACAUUCAUCGUAUUGGUCGCGGUGGUCGAUUUGGUCGUCGUGGUGUUGCCAUCAAUUUUGUUACCGAGGAAGAUCGAUCAGUAUUACGUGACAUCGAACAAUUCUACAAUACUCGUAUACAAGAGAUGCCGAUGAAUGUAGCCGAUUUUCUAUAA